CGGAAUUUCUCUCAAUUUGUGGUGGUUUUUCUUUUCAACCUCAAAUUCAAAGCUUACCAAAUUCUGAAGAUUUGGGUUAGUCUCAAAUCCAACCUUAAAAUAUCCCCCGAGCUUAUCAUAUUGAAGCAAGAAUGGCUACUUGGGGAAUUUUCCUUCAGUUUCUUAGUGUUCUCUCUUUUCUAUUGUUUGCUCAAUUUGUGUCCCUUGAAGCCAAUGAACUGAAGCAUGAUGCUGGCAAUUUGAACCUGAGGUGCAUUGAAGUUGAAAGGAAAGCACUCAUUAAAUUCAGAGAAGGCCUUACAGAUCCUUCAGGUCAGCUAGCUGCUUGGGUUGGCAAAGAUUGUUGUAAAUGGCAGGGUGUUCACUGCAGCAAUAUAACUGGCAAUGUUGUAAGCCUUAGCAUCAGAAACCGAGGGGACUGUUAUACGAAAAAAGAUCGUUAUGGUGCGGAUUAUAACGGUGCAUCAUGUUUGGGUGGUGAGAUAAGUCCUUCUUUGCUCGAUUUGAAACAUUUGAAAUACUUGGACCUAAGCGUGAAUGAUUUCCACGGAAUUCCGAUCCCAGAUUUCUUGGGAUCGUUUGAGAAAAUUCGCUACCUCAAUCUGUCUUACUCUUGUUUUUCUGGGAUUGUUCCUCCUCAACUUGGAAAUCUCUCCAGUUUGCGUUAUCUUGAUCUCUUUGCAUCAUCAAACCCCAAUAGUAUUAUACUAACCGGCUUAGUUUCAGACUUGAGCUGGAUAUCUGAACUCACUUCUUUGGAAUACCUUGACCUGGGAUACGUCGACCUUAGCUCUGCAAAAUCUGGGUGGCUGCAAGCUCUAAACACGCUUCCUUCUCUCUGGGAGUUGUCCGUGCCCUACUGUGGACUACAAAACCUACCCUAUUCUUUACCAAGUUUGAAUUUCACUUCCCUUUUGGUCCUCGAUCUGUCGUAUAACUCUUUUAAUGCUUCAGUGCUCCCUCAAUGGUUGUUUAACAUUAGUUCCCUUGUAGACCUUACAUAUAGUAAUUUGAAAUUCUCCCUUUCUCAAGUUGGAUGGGAACAUUUCUGUAACUUUUCGUCUUUAGAUCUUACGGAAAAUCAGAUCAGGGGGGAUAUAAGUGUUGUAAUAGGAGAUUUGUCUCGAUGUAGUGACUGUCUCUUGGAGAAGUUAGAUUUGAGGCAUAAUCAAUUGAGUGGAGAGAUACCCGAGUCAUUAGGCAACCUAAAGAACCUAAAAUUCCUGGGGUUGGAUGAAAACUUCAUCACAGGCACAAUUCCAGAAUCUAUUGGAGGGUUGUCUAAGUUGGAUGUAUUAAAUCUUGGUUUGAACCAAUUGAGUGGAACUAUCCCGGAAAGUGUAGGAAAACUGGCAGAGCUAACAAGAUUGGAACUAUAUCAAAAUUCUUGGGAAGGCGUGCUAUCCCAAAAUCAUUUGCAAGGCCUCAAGAACCUGGUUUAUUUCUCCAUAUCAUCUUCAAACAGAAAUUUUGUAGUCAAUGUGAGCGAUGAUUGGCUUCCUCCUUUUAGCCUAAGAUUCAUUGAUAUUAGCAGUUGUACCUUGGGUCCGAAAUUUCCAACAUGGCUUAGAAAUCAGAAGCAACUUUCUUCUGUAAUCCUCACAGAUGUUGCCAUUUCGGACACAAUACCUGAUUGGCUCUGGGAAUUAUGCCCGCAGAUUCAAAAGUUGGAUCUUUCGGGUAAUCAAAUUAGUGGUGUUCUUCCCAAUUCAUUGGAAUUUUCAUCAGAAACAAGAGUGGUUGUGGACUUCCGUUCCAACCGCUUAGAGGGUCAGCUCCCCCUUUGGUCCAAUCUGACAAAUCUCAUUUUGGCAGACAAUUUAUUUUCUGGAUCGAUCCCCAGGAACAUUGGCCAAGUAUUGUCAGAGAUACAAGUUUUAGAUCUUUCUGGAAACUUUUUGAAUGGCGGCAUCCCCACUUCUAUUGGUGGAAUGAAGUACUUAAAAAGACUGGAUCUUUCAAACAAUCUCCUGUCUGGAGAAAUCCAUGGAAAAUGGGGCGAAUUGCAAGAACUUCUAAUCAUAGAUUUAUCAAGGAAUAAUCUAUCGGGGAAUAUUCCCAGUUCAAUCUGUUCACCGCCUCUGCUUUUUUGGUUAAAAUUAAGCAGAAACAAUCUUUCCAGGGAACUGGAAUCAUUACAGAACUGCACAAGCUUGACAACUCUUGAUCUUGGAGAAAAUAAAUUUUCAGGGAUCAUACCAAGAUGGAUUGGAGAGAGCCUGUUAUCCCUAACUGUGCUACGAAUCCGGGACAACAUGUUUUAUGGAGGUAUUCCAGAUAAACUAUGUCAUCUUUCUAGUCUCCACAUCUUGGACCUUGCACUUAACAAAUUGUCGGGAUCCAUCCCAUCAUGCUUGGGCAAUUUGAGUGGUUUGAGUUCUUUGACCUCUUACAAUCCAACCUCACACUUCCGCUACCAGAUCUACAGAUUUAUACCACAGAUGGAGGUGACUGUGAAGGGGAAGCCAACUAUUUAUAACCUCACACUAAAUCUCGUACAUAUUAUUGAUCUUUCGAGCAACAAAUUGCGAGGAGAUAUCCCUGAGGAGAUAACACAUCUCUCAACCUUGGGCACCUUAAAUUUAUCUCGGAAUCGGUUAACAGGAGAAAUACCAGAAAAAAUUGAUGGCCUAAAAAAAUUGGAGACUCUUGACCUGUCCUUCAAUCAUCUUUCAGGUCCAAUUCCUCCGACCAUGUCCUCUAUGACCUUAUUGAGCUAUUUGAACUUGUCCUAUAACAACUUGUCUGGGCAAAUUCCAUCAACCACCCAAUUCCAAACCUUCGAUGAUCCAUUCAUUUAUGAGGGUAACGCUGAGCUUUGUGGGAGUCCAUUGCCAACCCCAUGCUUUACUCAUAAAGAUAGGAAUGCUGACCGGGAUGCCAAAGAUAGCAACGACGAAGAUGAGAAUGAAAUGCUAUGGUUCUAUCUUGGCAUGGGACUGGGAUUCGUGGUGGGAUUUUGGGCGGUAAUUGGUAGUUUGGAGAUAAAGAAAUCUUGGAGACAAGCCUACUUUGGAUUCCUGUAUAGAGUGAGAGAUUGGCUCUUCGUUUUCAUUGCACUGAACGCGGCUCGUUUAAAAAGAAAGAUGAAGAGGGGAAGAAAUUGAUUUUGUGCAUGCUUAGAUAAAGUGACUCAGUGAAUCUUCUUGGUUUGCGAGGGAUUUUAGGGGGUUCCAACAUCCGGAGAAAAAAAAAAUGAAGUUACAGGAACAAGGAGGAGGAUGACUUCAUGCUUGUUUGGUAAUUUCAAGAUCAAAAUUUUCAAUUUCUUGCUCUAUUAUGUUUCAUGUUUCUACAAUGUUCCUAUAACUGUUCCUGUGCUUUUGUCUUCACCGCUAGUUGUUAGCUGGGAAGAACCGAUAUUUCGUAUGCAGAAGAAAGAUGAAACUUACUUUUUAUUGUAAGAGCGUAAUAGAAGAUUUUGUAAUUUUUAAAAGGUUUCUCUUAUGUAUUAGUA
Molecule: messenger RNA, 3457 nt
Organism: Ilex paraguariensis (yerba mate)
Lineage: Eukaryota; Viridiplantae; Streptophyta; Magnoliopsida; Aquifoliales; Aquifoliaceae
Source: the annotation of a GenBank genome assembly